GUGCUCUUUUUUUCAUAUUAAUAAUAGUCGUUAUUUAUCCCUUAUUUGAAUUCAUUUUCUCAUAAUGCGUAAGGGUGGAGUGCCCUCUGGACAGGACUGGGAGCCACAGGUUUUUAACUUUGCAAAAAAAAACGCUUCUCAAAAUCGUGCACCACGCGUUGUUUCUGCGAAGGAAGCAAAUCGUGCAAUCCAAAGUGGACAGACUGUCGAUAUCCAACGCAAAGAGCACCAACGCGCUAAUCAGCAGUCUAGCACUGCUGGGGCAAACGCAAAAAAGCUUGACGAGGACAAUGAAACCCUUAAAAUUAAGAGGGUAAAUCAUCAGCUCCGGAUACAAAUUAUGCAAGAACGACAAGCUCUAAAAUGGUCUCAACAGGAUCUUGCGCAGAGAAUAUCAGAGCACGUGAGCGUAGUGAGUGAAUAUGAGAACGGCAAAGCUGUUCCUGAAGAGCGUGUCAUUGUAAAGAUGGAAAAAGCUUUUAGGGUUCAUUUGCGUGGAGCGAAGGUAGGUGAGACGUUGGGAAAGAAUCGUCCUGCUCCGAAGCCAACAGAAUAAUUACGAUUUUUUAAUCAUUUCUAUUAUCAGUGUUUUAAUUUAUAUGAAGAAAUUUUUUGAAGAAGUAAUGGUCUAAUGAGGUUGGUCUAAAUAAGUUCAACUAAUUUAUUUGUUCCCAGAAAGUGCAAAAUUUUAACAAAAAAAAUCCAGUCUGAAAAUGUUUAAAGAAAAGAAA
Molecule: messenger RNA, 731 nt
Organism: Phytomonas sp. Hart1
Lineage: Eukaryota; Euglenozoa; Kinetoplastea; Trypanosomatida; Trypanosomatidae
Source: the annotation of a GenBank genome assembly